Messenger RNA from Plasmodium gallinaceum, 747 nucleotides. Its product is annotated as conserved Plasmodium protein, unknown function. The coding region runs from base 1 to 747 and encodes 248 amino acids. The record is from RefSeq and is a predicted model, not a curated record. The transcript is spliced from 7 exons. Lineage: Eukaryota; Apicomplexa; Aconoidasida; Haemosporida; Plasmodiidae.
AUGAACAUAUUUUAUCACAUUUCAUUUUUUCUUGAAAUAUUACUUUUUUUUACUAAUUAUGUUUAUUCUAAUUAUAAUAUCAAAACGAAUAAACUAAUUUUUGAGGAUAAAACAGAGCAAUGUAAAAAGUCUAUUUAUUUAUAUGGUGAAAAAGAAUCAUUCAUUAUAGCAAGUAAAGAUAAUGUAUAUUUAGAAAUUCAAGAUAAUAAAACAAUUAUAAACAGUUUAAAUAUUUAUGGAAAAUUACAUACAAAUGAUUUUUUAUUUUUUGAAAAUAAACAAUGGAAAUUAUUCCACUUAAAUACUUUUGAUGUAAAUGAUAAUUCAUGGAUUCCCUCGGAAAUAAGCACAUGUCGUAAUUCUCCUGAUUCAUUUCUUGGUGGACCAUGCAAAUUUGGAGCUACUGAAGCUUAUACUAAAAUUAAUAACUUGCCAUAUCAUAAAAAAUUAAAUAUAAAAUUAAGAGUUCAUUUUUUUGAUAAAUGGGAUAAUGAUUCAUUAUUCUUACAAGUUGAUAAUAAAACAAUGUGGACACAAUCUCAUGAAUUAUGCCCUGAAGGAAAUUGCCUUUUAGGAAUAGAUGUUUGCGGACAAAAUCAUCCAGAUCGUUUAUCAGUUCCAAUAGAUAUACAAUUUCAACAUUCCUCAGAUACAUUAAAUAUAUUGAUAGGAAGCACUUUAAAAAAGACAACUGACCCUUGUUUAACAUCAUGGGGUGUAGAUGAUUUUAUGAUCUACUAUAAAUAA